Molecule: messenger RNA, 1971 nt
Organism: Ochotona curzoniae (black-lipped pika)
Lineage: Eukaryota; Metazoa; Chordata; Mammalia; Lagomorpha; Ochotonidae
Gene: ANAPC16
Product: anaphase promoting complex subunit 16
Exons: 4
Coding region: 967-1299 (110 amino acids)
Biological process (GO): protein ubiquitination
Cellular component (GO): anaphase-promoting complex; cytosol; kinetochore
Source: RefSeq, a predicted model, not a curated record
UCAGUAAAGUAGCUUAUAAACGCGAGGGCACCUCUGGGUUACGUCAAAUCAGUGUUUACCCAUCUCACCGGUGUGGGAGCAGCCUUCCAGUGUCCCCCAAAACAACCCCAACUUCCCCAAUGUGGGCCAAGCCCCAGGAUUCUCUGUCGUAUUUAUUCAGCAGAAUCUUGGCUAAACAUCCUUAUGGGUCUAAACAGCCCAGGGAGAGACGGGUCUUUGAAAAGAGAUCUCCCCAGUGAGGAGAAAACCAUGUGACGCUAAGCUCUGCUGGCCCCCACUUAAACUGUGCUAGGCUGUUAGACUUGUUUAUUCAUCGAUGGUGGUUCCUCCGGGAAGCACUGUGGUCCCCGUUCUGUGCUGGGCCUGGAGAUUGCAAUGACCAUUCCUCACCCGGCUUUGCAGCUCUCAGGAUUCUGCCUAAGGUUAGACACCUGUAAAAGAGAAUUCUGAAGUACAUCAUGGAAGGAUUUUUCAUCCUCCUGGAGUCAGCUGCCUCUGCCUGAGCCAUCGUGCGUUUGAGGCAGUGGCAAAAGGGAGGUGGGGGGUGGAGGGAGAGAUCCAAGAGAACAUAGCCAUUUUCAUGAUUUUGAGUGGCUAAGUGCACUCGGCGUGUACUAAGCCGGUAACUGUGCAAGUGUAUUAAGUGAUGUCAUCUUCUCACACCUCUGUGAGGUAGGUACUGUUUGCUGUUCCCAUGUUACAGACAUUGAGGAACAGGAAGGUCGUUUGUCCAGCCACAGGACAAGUAAUGACAAAAGUGGGACUUGAGGCAGGGAGGCCUCAAGGUCUCAGUUCUGUACCACUGUUCCUCUUGGCCUAGCUCAAGAUCGCGUUAUGCCAACAAGCCAUCACUUGAGAACUGUUAGGGCAGGGUGCUAGAGUGAAACGUUGUCAAUCUCAGGUCCAUAAAAACUUGCAAGUUGCUGUUUUGCAUGGUAGUGAAGUGAGACUGCUCCCCAAGAGGACAUGGCCACCUCGUCUGCGGCGGCGGCGGCUGGCGGGGUCAGCAGCAGUUCUGUCGCUGGAUCUGGUUUCAACGUCUCAGACCUCGCCCCACCACGAAAAGCCCUCUUCACUUACCCUAAAGGAGCUGGCGAGAUGUUGGAAGAUAGCUCUGAGAGAUUUCUGUGUGAAUCCGUGUUCAGCUAUCAGGUGGCAUCCACACUUAAGCAGGUGAAACAUGAUCAGCAGGUGGCUCGCAUGGAAAAACUCGCUGGUUUGGUAGAAGAGCUGGAGGCUGACGAGUGGCGCUUCAAACCCAUCGAGCAGCUGCUGGGGUUCACACCAUCCACAGGUUAACGUAGCUGAUGCACAGCGGAGCCAGAGCCAGCAGAAAUCUUGUUCUGGCCGCCACAGCCACACUAGACACUUGCAGCUACGUCGCUGGUCCAUUGACUGCCAUCCACACUUGGUUUCCCUCUGUCUGUCCAUGGACAACAAAUACUGAAAUGUGUGGUCUUGCAGGGGAAACGUCUGUUUAUUUUACAAGGUAUUGAGAGAGUAAGAUAGCUUCAGAAAAGCAGAAGUUUUGGGUUUAAGAAAAUUUUUGACAAGCCAAGUAGGACACAUGCCAGAAAUGACCAACUGAGUGGCUUGUUUGCUGUCAUUGUACAGUGCCUGGAAGUCUUCACCAGUCAAGUCCAUGGUCAGGAGCUGUGGGUUCACGCUAUCUCUGACCUAAAACAGUCUGGCCUAGAUGAAUGUGAUUUCAGCUCAGGACAUGUCCAACUAAGAUUUUUUAAGUGUUCUUUUUUUCCUCCUAGUUUUAGACAUCUAAUCCUAUAGAAUCUGACUUUUUCUAACCUCUUCUACACAUGCCAAUUGCUGGCUAGAGGAAUUGCUUUUUGAACAUUGUAGCACUUACAGAAAUAAACCAGAGAACAAAUCCCUUUAGACACAGAAAUAGAGUGUAUCUCAUUGGUAGAGGCAGGCAAUUCUUUAGCAAAUAAAUCUUUUUGAAAGAGCUCCAAA